This is a messenger RNA of Durusdinium trenchii, 4308 nucleotides long. NCBI's taxonomy places the organism in Eukaryota, Dinophyceae, Suessiales, Symbiodiniaceae. The record is from the annotation of a GenBank genome assembly.
AUGGAAGCAGAGAGGGCAGCCUUUGACCCGCGUGGCUUAUCCGUGCUGCAGCUCCUGCAAAUCUUGGCCUCCAUAGUGCAAGAGAUCAGCAGGAGACAUCGUGAAGAUAGUUGGGAGGAAGUCAUUCCAGCCGCUGCUGACACCAUGCCGGCAAUGCGCAACUUUUCAGCUCUGCCCUACGCAGCACCUGGACAGGAGCCGCAUCCACAUUGCCCAUUCCGGUGCCAAUUCUGUGAGAAUAACUGUGUUUGCAUAGAGCCGGGACAUCGGAGCCACAAGUGCCGCGCAUCUGCAAAAAGCAAGAAGGGGCAAAAUGAAAAGAGUAACGUGGACAACGAGGCACAGGAAACCAGGAUUGCUACAAGAGAGUAUCCAAUCAUUUCACUGCUGGGAGGCCAAAAGCACAAAAAAGAUGAAGAAAGCGGAAGAUACAGCAAAAUCGGCAGACUGGGGCCGACCAAGAUCUUGAAGAUCGAGGAGCUAAGCCGCAACGGUGCAGAGGAACGUGGUGCACCGUGUGGUAAGGAUUGGGACACCUUGUUUGGAGAAGAUUGCGAGACUGUCUGGGGAAUCUAUUUUGAACGUCCUGAGGUUGUUGAAGAAUCCUCCCACGCGAUGAAAAAGAGUGCAGAAGCACUAUCUAAAGUCAAGGAGGCCUCCACCAAGGUGGAGGGGAAAGAGAAAGUCCUGAGUGAAGAAGACCUCAAGUCGAUGUUCAAGCCGUCAGAUGCCCGACAGGUCAAAUCCAAAAACCAGAUUGAGGAGGAAAGAAAAAGGGAAAUCCAGUUCCCAAACAAUCUCCUCAAGAGGUUUUGUGAGCAUGCCUGGAAAUUCAGCCCAAAUGAAUGCAUGGCAUGGAUCACGGGAACAAUAGAGGAGGAUCCCAAGACCAAAGCCAAGAUCAGCUACGCGACCACUUUGUACUUUCCCAAGCAGACUGGGAACCAAUUUCGGGUUGAUGAGGGAGAGGAUGUCCUCGGAACAGGCUUGGUGGAACAUUUGUCUCAAUCCAAGACCACAGUAGUGGGAUGGAUUCACAGUCAUCCGACAUUCGCCGCUUUCUUCAGCAGCAUCGAUGCCCACAUGAUGUUCUUGCUCCAGUCCCAGCUACCACAGGCAUAUGGCUUGGUGAUGGACAGCGAGAAGAAAGUCCGCUGUAUGAGGCUGAGCGAUGCGGGGAUGAAAGCAGUUUCAGAGUGUAAGGAAAGCUGUGAGGUGACGCAUGAACAUUCCAUUGACAACGAGGCUGCCGUGGAAGAUGUCCCCUACUUUGUCCACUAUGCAGGCAAAAGGAGUCGCCUCUUGAUCUUUGAUGAAAACAUGGUUCCAGAGAUCCUCAACUUGAAAAUUGUACAGCAGAUUGAACGCUUUGUCUCGGAAUCAGCUGAGAAAAGGAUUGGACAGCAAGUUCUGCCUGAAGGCAGCUCAGAUAUGGAUGAAAAUGAGGUUCCCAGGAGGGCUCCUGCUGCUGGAGUGGAAACAAUUCGGGCAAACAUUGAGUCCCUACAGAAGUUCAAGAAUUGGAUGCUUGCUUCCAUGAGCGUUUGCUUUGGUGAUCCGCCAGCUGCUUCCCAAGAGCUCCGUGCCAUGGCUGCGGAGGUGGCUGAUGCCAACCCAUCUAUGAAGCAAAUCCUCGAGGAUCUUGAGCUUGGGAAGGACUCCGCAUCUGUGCUUGAUUUUUCCACCUUUGGGGCAAGAUUGCAAAAAGUGGAAGCAGAGCAAUUGGACAUCCAAAAGGACUUGGAUCAAGCAGGCCCGGUGCGGAGGCGCCGAGGCCGGCCCUUCGGGGCCAAAGGAAAAAAGAAGAAGCAACGGAAGGACCCGCAAGAAGAGUGCGGAGAGCCUGGAGGGCCUUCUGAGAAGAAACAGAGAAAGAAACAAAGAGGAAAGAAAAAGAAGGCCAGCAAAGGAGAAGAACAGGAACAGGCUGUGGAUGUGGAGGGGGAGGCAGACGAGGACCCCAUUGUCACUGAUGGAGAGCUGGAGGAGGAGGAGGAUGAGCCCAACAAAACGGUCACCAUACCUUUGUAUGCCAAGUGCUUGGUUGUGGAGUUUGCCAAACAGGUCAUUGCAGAAGGGACAGUGCACAGUGUAGAGCGUGAGGUGAUGACCAAAUUUAAGAAGUACUUCUUUUCCUAUAAGAGCGGGCAGUGGAAGAGUGGACUCCUGGGAAAAUGGAUGAAGACAUAUGAUGCUGAACGUCAUGAUCGGAUCCCAUGGACAGAGAUGAGCUUGAAGCAUCGCAACAACCUGAAGCAGCUACCAGACUGGCUCCGACGAGCCAUGGGCCUUCCUCCAAGGUUCCGAAAGGGCCAUUCCCUGCAAGUUCCAAUUGAAGUGGAGGCUUGCUUCAACGAUGUGCUGGAGCGUAUGCUUGCAGGCUUCGCCAGGGACUUGCAAGCUGUCACCAAUUUGAAAAUGCCUGUGCUGGUUGACACCGCCCAACAUAUUUUCACUUUGUGGUCAAAGGCUUACGCAAAGCUUUGCAAGGACUCCCAAUGGAUUGACCAUGAGGUGAAGGAGCAGCCAAUGCGGCAGAAGCCGAUAGAUGCCCGCUGGGUUCACCGCUUUCUCUACAAAUGGCAAUGGGCAUACCAGGCAUCGAACACCAAAGGCGCUUACCUUCCUGAUGAUUGCGAAGAGAUGCAGGAGACGAGACAGGCCCACAGGAUGAAGCAAUGUGCAAAGCCAUCCAAGCUCCGCCGGUCUGCAGCCCGCUCAGAGUUUGUUGUGGGAGGACGUGUGGGGGUGACAGCUGUAACGAGCACAUGGGCUGACGGUACGAUGGGGCCGUUAGGUGUUUGUGUGGCAUCAGGCAGUCUACCUCUGGCCUGGAUUCAGCAAAUGAACUCCGAUUACCGUGGGUUCGUUUACAUUUUUGAGUCUGGUACAGAGACCCACUUCAUGAAUGCAGAGACUACCAUGCUUUACCUGACGGAGUUGAUUGGACCUGCGCUAGAGCUCCGACGUGCAGCUUUGAAGCUCGACAGCGAAGACCCAGCAAUGCUGAUUUGCGAUGGAUUUAGCGGCAACUUCGCAACUGCAGACAACCAGGAUGCUCGCCGCAGCCUUUGGGCAGCAGAAAACAAUGUGAUCCUUCCGCUCAGACCUCCUGGUGGAUGGAGUUGUCACGGGCAACCGUGCGAUGCCUUCCACCACGUUUUCCGAAAGCUGGGAAACACCUACAUCGACUCUGUUUUAGGAUACAGGGAUCCAGGUUUGCUACAGGCAUCACGGCCCUUUGAGAUCGGCCUAAAUGGGCAAAAGCAUUUAUCAGUGUCUACGCAGGGCAACGUCAAAGCACUGAUCUUUGCCUGGCAUCCAGAGCUGUCAGAUGAAGAGAUGCAGCAAAUGGAUGUGGAAGCUGGCACGCCAUUCCGAGAGUUGGUGUGGUUGAACUUGCCCAUCCUCAUGCAGCAGCAUGCAGAUCGCGCGUAUUCACAAUAUCAGCUCCAGAUCUACGAGGCCAGCAAGCGUUUGGAAAGAAAGGAGAUCAAGCAGGCUAAGUACAAUGCUGCUGUGGAUAAUUGUAUCAGGCCUCUAAUCCUGAUGCACAACACGGGGAUGCCGGCCACUCAAAGAUAUGUGAAGGAACAUUUGCAGCAGGGCCCCGAUGGCACCAUGAAGCUCAAGGUGGGCUCCCGAUCUACCAUCAUCUUGUUUGACUUCAAGUUGAAGAGGGUGAAGAUUGGGGCUUUGGGGUGGACAAACCUCCGAGUGCUGCAGGUGGAGACCAAGCUGAACUCUUUGGAGAUGGAGGUUGACAAGUCUUUUCUGCAAUCAGUGGGGCUGCCUGGUUUGGAGAUCUACGACAGCCAGGAUUCUCCCCGGGACGAACCAGAGCCAAAUGAGCCUCAUGAUGCAGCAGAUGAUUUGGCAGCCAAUCAGCAAAUGGUGCUUUGCUGGCAGGCGGAUGGGGAGGACCUCGAGACCGUCUUAGCAAAGGAAGUUCAAAAUUGGAUGGACAACCAGGACAAGAAUGAGUGCUAUGUGCCCGAUGAUAGCAUUUGUGCACAGGAAAACAUCGGAUCUGAAGGUGAAGAAGAAGACCAAAUCAACGUGCGCUUCGAUGAACAUGGAAACUUAAUCGCCAGCAUAGAUGAGUUGGAGCUAGUGGCAGAGGGCUCUACAAAAUUCCAGCCAUCAGGAACUGUGGGAGGAAAGCAAAUGGAAUACAAGAAUUCCGAGGCCUGGAAGGCCCUGGAUGCUCAAGGCAUGGCCAGUGGCUGGGAUUGUACCCCGGGUGCCCAAACAUUGGCAGAUCUUUCCAUGAAGGCCUUCGAUCAGAGCGCAAAGCGCUUCUUCUAG